CUCAUCAUAAGAGAAGCAUAACACAAGUUUAAGGUGGUCACUCUCUCUUAAACCACAACACAUGGCAUGAUAUGCUCAAAGUCUUCCAAAUCCUUGUCCUAAUGACAUCAACUAAAGCAAAUCAAUCACACCCACUUUACUUACGUGUAUCAUCAUUAAGGGUCAAUCAAUUCAAUCUUUUUUUAACGAUUUAUUAUUACUUGAUCCAAAUUUUUUUUUAAAAAUCCAAAUAUUUAAAAAACCACCGACCAUAUCCCAAUACUAAAGAAGAAAUAAAUAAAUAAAUAAUAAUGGUCCAUUGAAUGUCAGUUUUUCCCCUGAACAGUCAAGUUUCUCGUUGUUAUAGUUUAAACAUGUAACUGACGUCAAUCAAUCAAUAAUUUCUCUCUCUAAAACAAUUGUUUCUCUCUCUAAAAUAACAUUUUUCUUCUUCUCUAAUUUCCUGGUUUUUUUUUGGAGUUGAAUUAAUUCUCAAAAUGUUUGUUAAAAAGCUUGUGGAAAAGGCAACCAAGAAGCCUGGGGAGUACUCAGAUGGUCUGAAACCGGAAGAUGUUGAUCCUCGUCUAGCUUUCCAUUAUGGAUUACCACCUUCAGCUGCUAUGUUUGCAUAUGAUCCAAUACAAAAGAUACUUGCAGUAGCAACAAUGAAUGGGCAGAUUAAAUUGUUGGGAAAAGAUAACACUCAAGCCCUGUUGGAGUCCAAUGAUGUUCAGCCCAGCAAAUUUUUGCAGUUCAUUCACAACCAAGGUAUUCUGUUGAAUGUAACAUCUAAUGACCAAAUUGAGGUUUGGGACAUAGAUAAGAAGAUUUUGUCUCAUGUACAUAAUUUCGAUGAAGAGAUCACAUCUAUGUCAGUAAUGCAGCUGAGUUCCUUCAUAUUUAUAGGAGAUCGUGCUGGUAAUGUCACGGUGUGGAAGCUUGAUAAUGAAUUGGGCCAGAUAGAAAAAAUGAAGUAUUGGAUCCCCUUUUCAGCUUCACAUGCAUAUCCCGAUAAGAAUUCAGCUGAUUAUGCUGUAAAGUAUAUAUUGCCUCAACCAACAGCAGAAAGCAGGAGGAUUCUGAUUAUAUUUGCUGAUGGAUUGAUCACGCUGUGGGCAAUCCAAGAAAGCAAAGCUGUUUCCACAAUGGGUGGUAGUGGAGCGAUGACUCUAAUGUCCUCUCAGGAAACUAAGAGAGUAACUUCUGCAUGCUGGGUAUGCCCCUUCGGCAGUAAAGUUUCUGUUGGGUACGACACUGGGGAUAUAUUAAUUCAUAGCAUCCCUUCAAAUUCUGACAUAAGCAAUGGGUCUUUGGUGAGUAGAGACACCAGCAAUACCCAAAUUGUUCAAACUUCUAAGAUCAAUCUAGUAUACAGAUUGGAAAAAAUUCCUAUUGCAUCAUUAAAGUGGGUUUAUUCAGAUGGGAAACCUAAUCGAUUAUAUGUUACUGGCGCCUCUGAUGCUGCAUCCCCAAACUUGGUUCAGGUGGUCUUGUUGAAUGAAGACACCGAAUCUCGGACAAUUAAAGUGGGGCUUCAGCUGCCUGAAUCAUGUCUUGAUAUAGAAAUUAUCUCUCGCUCAAAUGAACAAAGCAAACAUAAGCAGAAGUUUCUUAUUUUGCUUGGAAAAUCUGGUCUUAUGUAUGCCUAUGACGAUCAUUCUAUUGAGAAGUGUUUGUUGCAAUCUCAAUCAAAACCAUCAGCAUCACUGCCAAACGAACUGAUGAUAAAGCUUCCAAUAUCAGCUUCAACCACUACUGCUGCUCAAUUUAUCACAAAUCAAUCCAACAAUAUAGAUUAUGAAGAGGACUACAUGUCAGUUGUGAAAAAUUUUCCAUCAGUUCUUCCUUCUGAAGCAAAGAACACCAGUUCACCUCACUUUACUGGUUUUGCAAAGAUUAAAAACUUGUAUAUCACAGGGCAUAGUGAUGGAACCAUCAAUUUUUGGGAUGUUACAUGUCCUCUCUUAAUCCCACUUCUAUCGUUAACACAACAGAAUGAGGAUGAUUCGUCUCAAAGUGGCGUAGCAGUAACAGCAAUUCAUUACUGUUCUGCAUCACGGCUUCUCAUUUCUGGAGACAAAAGUGGAAUGGUCCGUAUCUAUCAAAUGAAGUCUGAACCAUUUUCCACUGAGACUGGGUUUUUCUCUUUAUCAGGAAGUUCAAAGAAAGGAAACAGUCAUGUCAUUCAUAGUGUGAAGUUUAUAAAAGUCAAUGGAUCUGUACUCUCUUUCCACUUAUAUAACAGCUCGAGAUAUCUGGCAGUGGGAUCUGAACAAGGACAUGUUUCAGUCAUUAAUGUAGAGGGUUCCUCCAUGUUGCAUCAGAAAAAAAUUGGAACUGAACUGUCUUCUGAUGUUAUAUCUGUGAAGUUUGAAUCAUCUGCUCUUCAUGGUUUUGAAAAGAAUGUAUUGGUCAUCGCAACGAAGGACUCAUCUUUAUUGGCAAUUGAUGCUGAUACUGGAAAUACACUGAGCAGUAGUGUAGUGCACCCUAAGAAACCAUCCAAAGCUCUGUUUAUGCAGACUUUAGCAGAAGCAAGCAGAGGAUCUUCUACAGAGGAAACUGCACAAAAGCAUCAGCUGUUGCUUUGUUCCGAGAAGGCCGUAUAUAUUUAUUCCUUACCACACAUAGUUCAGGGGGUUAAGAAGGUUUUGUACAAAAAGAAGUUUAAUUCAUCGUCCUGCUACUGGGCAUCUACAAUAUGCAGUACCUCUAGCACAGGACUUGUACUAUUCUUUUCAUGCGGAAAAAUUGAAAUACGGUCGCUUCCAGAUUUAUCUCUUGUGAAAGAAACUACACUAAGAAGUUUCAUAUGCUCGCCCUUGAAGCCAAACACACUGCCUGACUACUCCAUAUGCUCUUCUGCAGAUGGAGAAGUUAUAAUGAUGAGGAGUGAUCAAGAAGUUGCUUUGGCUUCAAUGUUUCUUCAAAAUGGAAAGUAUAGACACUUGGACUCUCUUUCUCGAGUAUAUGAUAAAAACCUUUCAAUAAUGGAAGAUGGAGCAACUUCACCUUCAGUCCAAAAGAAAAAGGGGAUGUUUGGCACUAUAUUCAAAGAUGUAGCCGGAAGUAAAACAAACCAUGGAGCUGAUACUGAAGUUACAGAUGGGAAAGCAAUUUCUGAAGACCUCUCAAAGAACUUUGCAGUUUCCAAUUUCCCUACUCAAGAGGAAACUUCUGCUAAUGUCACAGUUGAAAAAGACAAUGAUGACUUGGACAUUGACGACAUUGAUAUUGAUGAUCAGGAUGACAAGCCAAAAGGGAACAAUGUGAUGGGAUUGCUUAAUAAGCAGAAAUUUGCAAGCAAGUUCAAUACAUUUAAAGGGAAACUGAAGCAAAUGACAAAUAAGAAUGAAAAACCUUCAGCGCAUGAAGAGCCACAAUCUGAGAAGGUCGAGACAGUUGAUCAAAUUAAGAAGAGAUAUGGAUUUUCAUCAGCUAAUACCAGUAAUGAACCAGUUGGUGUUGCCAAAAUGAUUGAAAACAAGCUUACUGAGAAUGUUAAGAAACUACAGGGUAUCAACUUGAGAACCACAGAGAUGCAGGAUAACGCUCAAACAUUUUCAUCCAUGGCUAGAGAAACGCUACGUAUAGCUGAACAGAAAAACAGUCCUAGUAAAACAUAACACAGUCCUAGUAAAACAUAACAUUCCCUGGAAUUCUUUGAUAUGUCAUAUACUUUGUACAUACUAUUUUAUUCAAAUAUUUUCUUACA
This is a messenger RNA of Chenopodium quinoa (quinoa), 3694 nucleotides long. RefSeq lists its product as uncharacterized. The record is from RefSeq and is a predicted model, not a curated record. The transcript is spliced from 23 exons. NCBI's taxonomy places the organism in Eukaryota, Viridiplantae, Streptophyta, Magnoliopsida, Caryophyllales, Amaranthaceae. Gene Ontology annotation, molecular function: syntaxin binding; GTPase activator activity; myosin II binding. The coding region runs from base 477 to 3605 and encodes 1042 amino acids. Gene Ontology annotation, cellular component: cytoplasm; plasma membrane. Gene Ontology annotation, biological process: regulation of exocytosis.